This is a messenger RNA of Zophobas morio, 4569 nucleotides long. Its product is annotated as E3 ubiquitin-protein ligase SHPRH. The transcript has 15 exons. Gene Ontology annotation, cellular component: nucleus. NCBI's taxonomy places the organism in Eukaryota, Metazoa, Arthropoda, Insecta, Coleoptera, Tenebrionidae. Gene Ontology annotation, molecular function: ATP binding; metal ion binding; ATP-dependent chromatin remodeler activity. Bases 279 to 4469 code for a protein of 1396 amino acids. The record is from RefSeq and is a predicted model, not a curated record. Gene Ontology annotation, biological process: DNA damage response; protein polyubiquitination.
AAUAUUAUGUCAAACACAGAUGUCAAAAUAUUAGCGUCUCGAAGUGUUCAAAUUCGGCUUCGUACAAUUUUUGGGUGUUAUGAGGUGUUUUUACAUUGUUGAUUUGUGGUGUUCUAUGUUUAAUCUCCCCCAUGUUCUCUGAAGGGCACGGUAAGCCCUAAAUCUCGAGUUGAUACUACAACGCUUGCGACGACUCGCAUCCGAAGUGAAUAAACUUAAACACAGUCAGAUUAAUUUAUUACUAGGAUUAACAAAACCCGUAAAUACGUAGCUAGAUCAUGGGUCGUCAAAAAACAACACCAACGAAGUUCAAUUCGAGUGAAGGCUGCCACUCUCGGUAUUUAGAUUACAUUCCAGUAAAACCACGUAGAAGUAAAAAGCGAAGCAAUAAUUCGUUAAGUACCGGACAGUGUUAUAAGAUUCUUAUACCAUCUGAGAAAAACAAACAAUUUCAUUUAGGAAAGUUGCUGGCUGGAACCACACACAAUGAACUGCCUGACACAUGGUCAACUUGUAAAAUGAGUUUUUUGUUUAAAAGAGGAACACCCAAUAAACAUUUGCUCAUAAAUCUGGAUUCUACAUCCGUCCUGGUCGAACUUUUACCAGGAAACGACGUAGUCGAAGAAGUUAUUUACUCUAGAAUUUUUGCUAUACAUGUUUUACUUAUUGAUGGAAGUGUGUUUUUCGAUCUCUACUUUUGUGAUCUACCACUGCCCAGGUUUACAAAACGACUUGGAUUGUGUAUCCAAACAGUAUUAUCAUUAGUACUAGAUGUUCCCAUUAUUGAUGACAAUGAGGAAAGUGAGGUUGAUUUAUCCAGUGAGUUUGCUGUUGCGCAACUGUACAAAAAUAUUCGAAAAGAAAGGGAAAAGAGCAACAAAAUAGAGUGCGAAAAUGUUCAGCAUCCAAGACUUAAGCCACAAUUGAGACCUUAUCAAGAAGACGCCGUUCGGUGGAUGCUGCAACAAGAAAGAAAAACUGACGCCCCUGAAGGUGAGCUCCACCCUCUUUACACUGUGAUAAAACUAGAGUCUGGUUUAGACAUUUAUUACGAUAAAUACUCAGGAUACGUAGAUAUAACAAAACCCACAAUCGAAACCACAACCAAAGGCGGCAUCUUAGCCGACGAAAUGGGUUUGGGAAAAACUGUAGAAGUUCUAGCUUGUAUUCUCCUUCAUUCCAAACCUCUAGAAAACGAAGAAAACAUAAACCUAGAAACGUCACCCACAGUCAAACUCAUCUCGAAAAAGCGUAAAAUGAGAGAAACCAAACCGGAACCCAAACCAGACCUAAUCGAUCAAUCAAAAAAAUUAAAAGUACCCGACGACUGGGUAAAAUCAAGCAGUAAAAAAUCACAAACGUACGUCGCUUUAGAAACCUGGUACAACAGCGUUUUACAAACCGCCUGUAAGAAAACAGAGCAUAAAGACGAAAAUGCUCUUCAGUGUAUAUGCGGAGGAAGUAGUGAAGAAGGAAGCGUGACGUGUAUAGACUGCGACAAAAUCCAACAUGGCGACUGUCUCGGGUACAAAAAGAACUUCGGCCCUUACAGAUGUCCGCAGUGUUGGAUGAACCAACCCUUACUCGAAACCAAAGCCACCUUGAUUGUCUCCCCGGUUUCUUUACGCACGCAAUGGUGCAAGGAAAUCUGCAAACACAUUAAAGGCGAUCUUAAAGUUUUGCAAUAUGGCGGAUCGUCAGUCACGCCAACUUAUCCAAAUGAAUUAACAAAAUAUGAUAUCGUCAUUACGACGUACAGUGUGUUGCAGUCGGAACUGAGGUUAACGGAAACUGAGAAAGCUUUGUCGUUUAGGCAUCAUAAAAGAUACUCAGCCCCUGGAAGCCCCCUUACGAGGGUUAAAUGGUGGCGCUUGUGUCUAGAUGAGGCGCAAACUGUCGAAACUACCACCAGUAUGGUGUCGGCGAUGGCGAAGAAGCUCACGGCGCACUUUAGGUGGGCGGUCACGGGAACCCCAAUAUCGAAAGAAAUUUCAGAUUUACACGGGCUUAUCGAUUACCUUCACCUGGAACCCUAUAACGACUCAUACACAUGGGAACAACUUCUGUUCAAUCCCUACUCCCAGGGUAAAACCGCCCCUAUGCUAACAUUUCUCGCACAGGUGCUGUGGAGGUCGUCCAAGGACGACGUCAUAGAUCAGAUUAAUAUACCCAAACAAACGAUCAAAGAACACUGGUUGUCCUUUUCCACCAUAGAACACCAUUUUUACAAGUGUGAACACAGUUCUAGCCAGAAAGUGUUUUUGGACAAAGUGAGAUCGCACGAACCUGAUGUUCCGUUGCAGUCUCUGGAUAAAAGCGCCCUAAAAAUGGUAUUAGCGCCACUUUUGUCUUUGCGUCAAAUUUGUACUUACCCCAAUUCGAUUAAAACACGGUAUUUAGCUACGAAAAAACCCGUCAAGUCCAUGAAGGACCUUCUUGAUGCGUUGAUUGCUAAAAAUAACAACGAAAGUGAAGAAUAUUUGCGGGUGGUUUUGAGCGCGCUGAACGGUCUGGCCGGCAUCUACUUGCUUCUGCAGGCUCCAGAACAAGCCAUCGAGGAAUAUCGCGCGGUUCUCCAACUCUACACGAGAUUCACAGAGGAAGAGAAAAUCGCUAAGUUGUCAGUUGACAAGUUACAGGUCGUUCACGCCAUGCAUAAUCUAGCGGAAGUAUUAGAUACGUGUGCAACAAACGGGGCGACAUUGAGAGACGACACGUUGCGUCGGGACUGUCAAGAAGUAGAAAAGAAGUAUAUUGAAAAAUUUAUCAACCAGUCGAUGGCUGCUCUUCAAGACACUUUGUUAAUCACUGCCAACGUCACAAAAUUGCAAGAUAGUUUCGUGCUAGACGCCGGGAGGUGGUACAGCGAUUUACUGGAGUGGAUUUACGUCCACAGCUACGAUCAAGAACUAUACACGAGAAUCGAAAAUCUACAUUCCGUUGCUAACGUCGAAUGCUCCGUGGAUUUCAAAAACGCGAGGAGUCUGAUUUACGCGAUAUCCAGUUGGGACGACCACAUAUCUAAUUUACGCGAAAACGCAAUCCAAGUCGUUAACGAUUUAUACACGCACUGCCCGGAAGACGAAUUCCAAAUUAUAGUUUCUGAUGAAUUAGUACAAAAAGCCACUGACUGCCAUUUAAGACCCCAGAAAAAGUCUAAAAGUAGUAAGAAAAAAUGCCCGGUGUGUGUGGCCAACGAUCACCUUAAGGCAUACGAAUUCGAGUUGUUUUUUAUGGGGAAGAGGACGACUAAUUUCGAGGAUAUGUCGCUUAAAGGGAGCUGGAAACCGACUCCGCAGGAAUUGAUAUUCAGAUCUAUACUGGCGAUAGGAAGAGCGAAGAACGCCAACAAUGAUUUGGUUAAAGACGGCGAAAUACACAUAAAUAUCUUGGAUACGCUGAAGAAGGAAUUUAAAGAAGUGAGAAAACUGUGGACGCAUUUGGAUCAGCAGAUUUGCGCUCAGGAUGAAUUGGAUAUGUGUAAAACAAGACUGAGGUUGAAAGGGCCCAAUGAUGAUAAACCGCAGAAGAAGGAAGUUACGUCGAUACUGAAGAAUUUGACUUACAAUCUGGAGAAUAAAGUAGAAACGAUUUUUCUUUUGGAUGAGCACGAGUUGGAACACCAGCGCAUAGUCCUCCAUAACGAAGAACACCGCAAUAUGGCUUUCCUUGAUAAGAACAUCGCAACACGAAAGUACCUAGAGACUCUCACUCAGCAACAUAACGAAAAUCAAAGUCUAGAUCCUUGCCCUAUUUGUAAAAACGCGUUAGAAAACCACUGGGGGAUGGUACCUUGCGGUCACAGUUACUGCUUUGACUGCAUCCAACAACUAAUCGAUCAAAUCAGAGGUCAACAUCUGCAAUGCUGUGUUUGCCGCGCCUACUACUCUGUAAUAGAAAUUUCCUACACCAAGACCGACGAACAAAACCAGGAAGUAGAAACCGCAAAAAUCGCCGGCAACUAUUCGACCAAAGUUGAAAGCAUCGUUAAACUAAUCAUGGAGCUGAGAUCCGAAGACUGUGACGUCAAAAUUCUGGUUUUCUCGUCGUGGGUUUCUGUCUUAAAUUACGUUAAGGAAGCGUUGACUAAUAAUGACAUUCCUUCAGAGUUGGUGUCGUCGGGAUCUCUGGAAAAGCAGAUAGAAAAGUUUAAGGACGAAAGGCAGCACAUCACCGCUCUGCUGCUGCCCAUAAAUUUGGGCGCCAAAGGUCUGAAUUUGGUGGAAGCGACUCACGUUAUUUUGACCGAGCCGUUGCUUAAUGUCGGCGACGAACUUCAAGCAAUCGGCAGAGUCCAUAGAAUCGGACAAACGAGGCCAACUGUAGUCCACAAGUUUUUCAUAAAAGGCUCAAUAGAAGAAAGUAUUCAGAAAGCAGUGAGCAGCGACUCGCAAAACUGGGAAAAAAAUAAAGUCACAAUUGGGCAACUCAUGAAUUUGUUUGAAAACGAUAAUACUUCCACAACUUAAAGUUUUUACGUACGGAUUUACUUUUUUACGGCAAAACUGUCGAUGAAGUGCUUAAAGCAUUCAUUUCCCGUAUUUUUAAUAAAGUUUUAAUUUGUUCGUA